UGUUAUUUAUCUGUCAAAAACACGACAAUCGACAUCGCAGCGAAACGUAGUUUUUAGAAACAGCUGCUUAAAAUCGUGUUGUAAAUCAAUUUUAACAUAAUUCCACAAAAUGUUGGACCUAUUCAGCAUCUUCAGUAAAGGAGGUAUUGUGUUGUGGUGUUUUCAGAGCACGAGUGAAAUAUUUUCACCCUCGGUCAACGCUUUGAUUCGAAAUGUUAUCUUACAAGAACGUUCUGGUAACAAUAACUUUAGUCAUAACGCGUUGAGCCUUCAAUAUAAGCUCGACAAUGAAUUUGAACUGGUUUUCGUCGUGGCAUAUCAACGUAUCCUACAAUUAUCCUAUGUUGAUAAAUUCUUAAAUGAUGUGCACUUGGAGUUUAGAGACAAGUAUAAGAAUGAAUUGCAAGGUGGCAAGUAUAUCAUGGACUUUGACUUCAAGACUUCCUUUGAUAAUAUACUCAAACAGUGUGAGCUAUGGGCAAAGUCACAAGCUAAAAUUCCAAAGCAAAUGCGUACCUUCGAAGACUCACAGAAGUCCAAAAAGACUGUUGCAUCUAUGAUAGAGCGUAAAGGUGAAGAGAAGAGUAAGAAAUCUGUAAAAAUAGUAGAAACCAAGAUAGUGCCUAAUGGUGUGGUGGAGGAGUCGCCCGAGCCGGAGGAUGACGUCAUCGCCGCCAAUCGCGCCAAGCUCGCGCAGAAACUCGCUAACAAGACUAAGAAAGAGACCAAGAAACCCCCCAAAAGUCCCAAAACCCCUACAGUCACUGAGCGUGUGAAGAAGCCCCGUGUGUGGGAACUGGGCGGCAACUCGCGCGACCUGCCCACUCUAGAGUACACCACAGAUAAGGAUGCUGCGAAUUAUGAAGAGGUGCAGCCUGAAUAUAAGGAGUUGUUGGGCACAAUGAAGGGCGCCAUCCGCGACUUGGAGGUGGAGUCAGAUGAGAGCAGCAGCGAGGAGGAGGAAGAGGAGCAGCAACAGCCCAGCCCCAAGAAAAGCGGCGGCAUAUUCAACAUCUUCAAAGGUCUGGUGGGGUCGAAGGCCCUGUCAGAAGAGUCCAUGCGUCCAGUGCUGGACAAGUUGCGCGACCACCUCAUCGGCAAGAACGUCGCGGCUGACAUUGCUAACAAGUUGUGUGACUCGGUUGCUUCCAAACUCGAUGGAAAGGUGUUGGGCACAUUCGACAGCGUAGCCAAGACAGUGAAGGCGACUCUGACGGAGGCGUUGGUUCAGAUCCUGUCUCCGAAGCGUCGCGUGGACAUCUUGCGCGACUGCUUGCACGCCAAGUCGCAGUCGCGGCCUUUCGUCAUGGCUUUUUGUGGGGUGAACGGCGUGGGCAAAUCCACCAACCUGGCAAAGAUCUGCUUCUGGCUCAUCGAGAACAAGCUAUCAGUUCUGAUUGCCGCCUGCGAUACGUUCCGAGCGGGCGCUGUUGAGCAGUUGCGCACCCACGUGAGGAGACUCGACGCCAUGCAUCCUAAGAUGGUGCAUCUCUACGAGAAGGGAUAUGGCAAAGACGCGGCUGGAAUAGCGAUGGAAGCCAUCAAGUUCGCAGCCGACGCCAACAUCGACGUGGUGCUGAUCGAUACGGCGGGCCGUAUGCAGGACAAUGAGCCACUCAUGCGAGCUCUGGCCAAACUGAUCAAGGUUAAUGACCCCGACCUCGUCCUCUUCGUCGGCGAGGCUCUCGUAGGCAAUGAGGCGGUGGACCAGCUGGUCAAGUUCAACCAGGCGCUCGCCGACCACAGCUCAUCAACCAACCCUCACGUCAUCGACGGCAUAGUGCUCACCAAGUUCGACACCAUUGAUGACAAGGUCGGCGCCGCCAUAUCUAUGACCUACAUCACUGGGCAGCCCAUCGUGUUCGUUGGCACCGGACAGACCUACACCGACCUUAAGGCUCUCAAUGCUAACGCUGUCGUCCACGCUUUGAUGAAGUAGUUUGACCACCUUAUCCAGCUAUUGUUUAGUUACCAACCCUAAAUUUUGACAGCUCUGUUUAGUUGUCAACCCUAAAGUUAGAUAACCUUGUCAAGUUGUGAACUGUUGUCAACCCUGAAUUUUGUCGACCUUGUCAAGUCAUCAACCCGUAUCUAAACCGUAUCUAUUUAAUCACAUUAAUAAAGACGAGACAGUCGACGAACUCGUCAGAUUCAACCAGGCGUUCACAAAUCACACUCAGCAAGUUCGACAUCUUCGACGACAAGGUCGGCGCCGCCAUAUCCAUGACCUACAUCACUGGGCAGCCCAUCGUGUUCGUCGGCACCGGACAGACGUACACCGACCUUAAGGCUCUCAAUGCUAACGCUGUCGUCCACGCUUUGAUGAAGUAGUUUGACCACCUUAUCCGCUUGUUGUUUAGUUGCCGACCCUAACUUUGACAACUUUGUGUAGUUGUUAACCAUAAAAUUAGAUAUCCUUGUCAAGUGGUCAACUCUAAAUUUUGGUCAGCCCUUCAAGCCUAAAGUUAGACUUUCCUUGUCAUGUUGUCAAUCCUUAAAAUUACAUAACCUUGCCAAGUUAACAGCCUUAAAUUUUGUCAACCUUAUCAACCUUAAAGUUAUACAACCUUGUCUAAUUGUCAUGCCUAAACUUUGAUAACCUUGUCAAGUUAUCACAACUUUCUGGUACAAAUUAAAAAAGUUAUCAACACAAUUUUUUUUAACCUUGUCAACCUUAAAGCUAGACGAUCUUGUCAAUUUGUCAACUCUUAAAUUUAACAACUUUGUCAACCUUAAAGACGGCCACCGUCUUGAGCUUCCUGCCUAAAGUUAUUUUUUAUAACUCUUACGUUUUGUCAUAAAGAAUUAUUAUUAAAUAUUUCUGUAUUAAUAAAUAAUUACUUUUUUUAAAAUAAAAUACUGCCGUCUCUAUCUAACUGAAUUAAAGAAUACUACAAAAGAUAAUAUGAAAAUAUACUCAGAGUGGUCACAGAUUAUAUUUUAUCCUAUCGAGUUUUUUUUUGUAUAUACGCAAUUAUGUACUUAUAUUAUUCCCAUUUAAAUCAUAAAAUUACCAACAUUCUAACUAGAUUUAAGUAGAUUUUUAUAUGUAUAAAAGCGAUGAAAGUCUUUAUUUUGUUAUGCCCGCUCUUCACUUGCGCCGCGAUAGCCUGCAACGGUGCGAAUGUGGUCCGUGACCGAUUGUCCCUGAAGCGCAGACAACAAAACCCAUUAGAUUAGAUAACUCUUUUGGAGGUUCUCAAUACGUUGGUAUCUUUUUAAAAAAAAAGUGUAAAGGCAUCUUCUAGGCAAGCGAGUUCCAACCUAGAUCUUAUCAUUGCUUUCUUGACACGUUUUUACUAACUCGCUUUCUUAUCGGUCUAUUUAUUUGUCAGAUAGGCACAAUAUUGGAUAGAAUCAGGCGUUACUUUGCGGAAGUUCAUGUUUAGCAAGAAACAGUUAAAAAUUGCUAUAAUCCGCCAACAGAUAAAAUCUGUAUGGUCAAACAUGCAUUUACAAGCUAAGCACCGCUUACCUCCCCAACCAAGCAAUAAAGCCAAGUUCCCAAGCAAGCACUAACUGUUUCUUGCUAGAUAGGCACAAUUUUUACAAUCGAUUUUAAACUAAUUUCCCGACGUACUAGAGGUUUGAAAUUUUAAAUAUAGGUUGGAACUGGAUGACAAUGCAACAUUAAAAGUAAGAUUGUCGUUUAAAUGCAAGUAUUAUCACGUAAUAAAAAAGGUCGCCACUCAUGAAAGCAUAUUGUUUCGUUAGUUCGUCGUGGGCUGACGCGAUGUGAGUGAAGAGCGGGCUUUAUUUUGUUUUGGUGAACGGUAUGGGAAUUAAGUUUUAAUACCUAUAUUAAUUAUUUGGUAGUUUUACCUACUAGUUUUACUCAAAUCUUAGCAUAUAUUUCAACUAUAUCACGACUAACUCUAAAUAUCCAAUUUUUCUGAAACUUAAAAGUUAUGUCUUAGACUAGUUAAGGCGAAUGAUCACAAUAUAUUUAUUUCAAAAGACCUACACUAAAAGGUUGCAAUUGCUAUAAAAUUUCGCCUUAAAAUAAUUUAUAUUCUGCAAAAAAGGUGCUGUUCAAAUGAAAAAGGACCCAAAACAUAGCGAAAAUAUACAAUAUAGCGAAUGCAUAGAAUUAAUUUUACAGUGCCUUGCCCCACGAUAUCGAAAUCAUAACGAAUAGGUUAUAUUUUAGCAAAUUUGUAAUUAUUUCACUCUGCCUUAUUAAGGACUGUACGGUGCCUACAUUUUGAGAACACAGUCGCCAUAUUUUUUGUUCUACAGGUAUGUCAACUGUCAAAAGUAUGAUUUAGUCCUUAAGGGAAUGCAGUACGUUCGGUUGAAAAUACCGGCGCACGCGGGUAAUCUGUUUGCUAUUUCACCUAACAUUGUGUGAGAAAGAGAUCCCCGGCAUAAAGAUGCGCCGGCUGGCCCUUACCUCCACCAUCCGCGUGGAGUCGAAUGUUUUGGGUGAGAGGCACGAUAAUUGUCACCGAAAUCAAGUGCGCGAAAAGGAUUAAACAGUCGUUUGAUAAAAGUAUUUUUGAGAAAAAACUACUAAAUUUAUGUCUGCUAUUAAAAGUUAUUUCAAACAAUAAAUAUAUCAACUAGGUAUGUCUAAUUUUAAUUGGUUUUGGAAUUUUCAUACUUCUGAUCUUAUCUAUUUACGCACAAAGUUGUCAUAAAGUUAGUGAGAAAAUAGCAAUCUCUCGAGGCUCAUAACUUCAACAUCAGUAUUUUUUUCAAUGUUUUAUAGAUCAACAAACUAGAUAAUGACGAGACAAAUCGAUAUAAUACUUAGUUUUGAGCGUAGGUACAAUAACAAAUAAUGUAGUGAUCACCUUCCUACGUUUGUAUGAAGAAAGUACCGGCUUGUAUCACCUUAAUCUAAGUGUAUACAGUAUUUUUGACAUGACAGUUGACACAUAGAGCAAAUAUGGCGGAUCAAAUAUGGCGAGAGCGUUCUCAAAAUGUAUAAUGCACUAUACACACUAACGAACCGCAUCGUAGAAAUAUCCCCAGAAUUGGUUUUAGAACCCAAUUUAUUUAUUUUUACAAUAUUUGGUACCUUAUAUAUUAUUUAUAAGAAAACUUAUGCCCUAAAUGAGUUAUUUAUUAUGAACGAACUAAAUAGAUUGACCUUAAAUGGUGUACAAAAAUAAUUAUUUUUAUUAUGAUUAUGUUUCCAUACAAAUCGUUGCGGUUCUUUUAGUAUUCGCCUUAAUAAGGUUACCCAUUGUAUUUUUUUUUUCGUUUUACUAAUUUUUGAGGCAAAAAGAAAUAAUUUCAAUAUAAAUGUAUAUUCAGAUUUAAAUCGUGUUUUUGAAUUAUUAUAUUAUGAGAUAAGAAAGUAAAAUGAUUCCAAAAUGCGAUUAAAGUCUAAAUAAAUGACAUUUUACUUGUUUCUUAACUAUUAUGCAAAAAUAAUAUUGAAAAUGUUAUUAGGACAAUUUUUGUCACUUUAUCCAAUUUAAUAAUAGCCAUGGCCUUGUACCUGGUAAAAUUAAAUAAAUAUUAUAUUGAAUACGAUUAUUUAA
This is a messenger RNA of Maniola jurtina (meadow brown), 5492 nucleotides long. It is a transcript of the gene SrpRalpha, whose product is annotated as signal recognition particle receptor subunit alpha homolog. NCBI's taxonomy places the organism in Eukaryota, Metazoa, Arthropoda, Insecta, Lepidoptera, Nymphalidae. The record is from RefSeq and is a predicted model, not a curated record. Bases 110 to 1939 code for a protein of 609 amino acids. The transcript has 11 exons. Gene Ontology annotation, cellular component: signal recognition particle receptor complex; endoplasmic reticulum membrane. Gene Ontology annotation, biological process: SRP-dependent cotranslational protein targeting to membrane. Gene Ontology annotation, molecular function: signal recognition particle binding; GTP binding; ATP hydrolysis activity.